UAUCCAAUCAGGUUAGAGGUCGGUCACCAUGCCAACGUGUUCCUCCCCCGCCUGGCGGCUCUUUCCGGCCCAGGGUUUCCAGCUAUGGGGACGAUUUACCUUUUUCGGAAGACACAACGUUCCCUUUUGGGCAAGCUGACACAGGAGUUUCGACUAGUAACAGCAGACAGAAGAUCCUGGAAGAUAAUCCUAUUUGGUGUAGUAAAUGUAAUCUGCACAGGAUUCUUGCUAACAUGGUGCAGUUCUACAAACAGUAUGGCUUUAACGGCAUACACCUACCUGACAAUCUUCGAUCUUUUCAGCUUAAUAACGUGUUUGAUAAGCUACUGGAUAAUGGUGAAGAAACCAAACCACACAUAUUCCUUUGGGUUUGAGAGGUUUGAAGUAUUGGCUGUUUUCGCUUCCACAGUACUUGCACAACUGGGUGCACUUUUCAUACUCAAAGAAAGUGUUGAGCGCUUUUUGGAGCAGCCAGAAAUUCAUACGGGCCGUCUUCUGGUGGGAACGUUCGUAGCACUAUUUUUCAACCUAUUUACAAUGCUUUCUGUAAGGAAUAAACCUUUUGCCUAUGUUUCCGAAGCUGCUAGCACAAGUUGGCUUCAGGAGCAUGUAGCGGAUCUCAGUCGCAGUUUGUGUGGGAUCAUUCCUGGCCUAAGCAGCAUUUUCCUACCUCGGAUGAAUCCUUUUGUGUUAAUCGACAUUGCUGGCGCACUUGCACUUUGCAUUACAUACAUGUUAAUUGAAAUCAAUAAUUAUUUUGCUGUGGACACGGCUUCUGCUAUAGCCAUCGCUAUGAUGACCUUUGGCACCAUGUAUCCAAUGAGUGUGUACAGUGGUAAAGUGUUACUCCAGACUACACCACCCCAUGUGAUUGGACAGCUUGAUAAGCUUCUCAGAGAGGUUUCUACUUUGGAUGGUGUCCUUGAAGUUCGCAAUGAGCAUUUUUGGACUCUGGGCUUUGGUACCUUGGCUGGAUCCGUGCAUGUACGGAUUAGAAGAGAUGCUAAUGAACAGAUGGUACUUGCUCAUGUUACAAACCGUCUUUAUACUUUGGUUUCAACGUUGACUGUUCAGAUUUUCAAGGAUGAAUGGGUUAGGCCUGUGUUAUCUUCCAACCCGAUGCCUCCCAAUAUUUUGAAUAUUCCUGAACAUCACAUUAUUCAGAUGCCUACUCUGCAGAACCUAAGUGAUGAACUGACCCCGUUGACAUCUACUCCAUCCAAACCAAGCAGUCCACCUCCUGAAUUUGCAUUCAAUACGCCAGGCAAACAUAUAAACCCUGUCAUCUUGUCAAACACUCAGACAAGACCCUUUGGCGCAGGAUUUAAUUAUGGGUCUACACCGUAUGGUGCUACUUUUACUCAAGGACUUGGAGUGCCUGGUGUUGGCACCACACAGGGUUCACGGACUGGCUUUACAAAUGUUGCCAACAGAUAUGGGACAUACACACCUGGACAGUUCACUCAGUUCAGACAGUGACUGCCUGUUUUUACUUCAUUUUAUUUCUUACUUUUUCAAAAGUAUUUUCCUGUUCCUCUAUUGAGGUCUCCAUUGGCUCUGUCUUUGAGUCGAGCACAUGAUUAAACUGUAAAGAAACUUGCAGAGAA
Molecule: messenger RNA, 1607 nt
Organism: Pelobates fuscus (common spadefoot toad)
Lineage: Eukaryota; Metazoa; Chordata; Amphibia; Anura; Pelobatidae
Gene: SLC30A6
Product: solute carrier family 30 member 6
Exons: 14
Coding region: 85-1479 (464 amino acids)
Biological process (GO): transmembrane transport; zinc ion transport
Cellular component (GO): Golgi apparatus; membrane
Molecular function (GO): monoatomic cation transmembrane transporter activity
Source: RefSeq, a predicted model, not a curated record